GGGAGAGAGUGGAGAGAGGGAGGGUCGGCGAGCAUGGCUGAGGUGCGCGUGGAGGGAGGUCCUGGGAGGGAGGGGUCAGUCUGGCUGUUGACGACGAGCGAGACAGGUGGCUGCUGCGCUACUCGCGUUUUCAUAAAAGUGCUGACCCAUCGCUGAGGUGGGAUUGUACACGAGUUCUUGCCGGCGGAAUAGUGUGCAUAUUUGUUGCCUUGCGUGGCUGUGUGUUUUUCGUUUGCUGUUACUGUCUCGUCGCCCACACAGACGUGAAGGAAUUGUGAUUUUGCGCUGAGAUUCACAGAGUGAUUGCCGAGUCGCCUGACUUGCCUGCCUGGGAGUGAUGCUCAUGUGAUGGUGGCUUGCUGAGGCGCCUGGGCCAUAUUCCCGCCAUGGGUGUCCUUGGAUCUCGUCAUGGGAGAGGCGCAGCUCUCCUGACGGCGGCGUUGACGGUAGCAGUACUGUGGUGCAGCGUGGAGGCCCAGAACGUGGCGGAAAACUUCUACAACCGCCUGCCGCCGGGCCGCCUCUAUCCCGCUGGCUGGCUGGAGAAGCAGCAGGAGGUCCGAGUGUCUGCCCCGAGCGACAAGAAGACCCACGCGAAAUGGGUGAUAGUGGCCGGGCGCCGCGUCGUGCCAGGGUCCGUGUACCGCGUGGUGGUGGAGGCCCUCAGGGUGUCGGAGCCCCUCACAGUGAGCGCCGCCCUUAUCAGGUCCUCGGAGCAGAUCACCACCAACAAAGUGACACUCAAGAAAGGCGAAAUAUCAGAGAUUCUACUUCAGGCACCGUAUGGCAGCGUCCCCGGAGAUUGGCAGCUGCGGGUGGAGGGUCACGAGGGCAUCGACGCCAUUUUCAAGAGAGUCACCAAACUUGAAUUUCAGACCAACUUCCUCACCAUCUUCAUGCAACCCUCACGCCCUGUCUACACCGCAGGACAGACAGUGUACUUCCGUUCCAUCAUGUUGACCCGUGACCUCAAGCCUUACGAUGACCCCGUGGACGUGUAUGUCUUGGACCCGCGCGGCCUAACGAUGCGUCGGUGGCCGUCCAUGCAAACCAGUCACGGGGUGAUCAAUCUGAACUUCGAGCUGCCGGAGUACCCCUUAGUGGGACCCUGGACGCUGAGGGUGCAGGCGAGGACACAGACGCAGGACAAGGUGAUACACGUGGAACACUACUUCAGGCCCAGGUUUGAGGUGUUCGUGCGGAUGCCCCAGACCAUCAAAGCGUCCUCUGAGAUGGUUGAAGGUGUUGUGGUGGCCAAUAUGACCAACUGGAGGGACGUGUUCGGCAACCUGACCAUCAAGCUUCAGUUUACGUUCCCCGGGGAGUACAGCCCUCACCCUCCACACCACGACGUGCCAGACAACUUCACUGAUGUUUUUGAAGAGUUUGUUGAGACUUUCCGAGGCUACUACCCCUUCGCGCUGCCCCUCGAGAAGGUGAAGGAGAAACUGGGUGGCUCCACGGACCUGCAAGGGUCUACGGUGCGAGUGUGGGCCGCCGCUGGAGACUCCUUCGGGUGGCAAGUGCAAACGGGAUGGGCGUUGGCGCGGCUGGUGGAGGAUGAGGCUAAGGUCGUCUUUCUCGGGGACCAGCCGCUUAUCUUUCAUCCCGGCAUGCCCAUCACAGUGCAGGUGUUCGCUACGUACCAGGAUGACCACCCGUUCGAGGAGGAGGAACUGUUGGGCAGCAAGAUCACGGUCACCAUCUCUAUCGCAGGGGGGUCCACGCAGGUGGAGGAGAUGAUGGUGUGGGGAGCGGAGCUGGCGGAGACCAAGGGCGUUGGGCAGGUGACUUUCGAUAUCCCGGACACCGCUCUUAAUUUCAAGGUGGACGCCAGUCUGGUGACGGGCAGCGGUCUGACAGCCUCCUCCACCAUGGUCGGCCAGAUACAACACUCCCCCAGGAACCGUCACCUUCAGAUCGAGACGUCCACCCCUGACGCCGCUCCAGGACAAUUCAUCACCUUACACGUCAGGAACAACUUCUAUAUGGAAUACUUCAAUUUUGUGGUCAUCUCCGAGGGCGUGUUAGUGUACAGCGGGCGUGAACCUGUAGGUGACUUGACGCCACCCACCAUCACUACCUUUGCGCUGCCAGCCUCCGCCGAGAUGGCCCCAGCCGCCCGCAUUGUGGUGUGGACUGUGACGCAGGACGGCCAGCUGGUGUCCCAUGCCAUCGCCGUUCCCGUGAAUCCCUUAGGGCGUCACGAGGUGGGCAUCAGAUGGAACGAACACAAAGACCACUCCGGCGGCAGCGUGGAAAUGAAGAUGCUGGGUGAGGGUGGAGCCUUCUUCGCGGUGUCGUCUAUGUGGGAGGAGACGCACCUCAUGGACGCAGGACAUGAGCUGGACCGACCCCGCAUACUGACGGAGAUGAUGAGGCUAGACCAGCUGCAGGACGUGAUGGCCAUGCGGCGGGCCAACACCUCCGUACCGCACCUGCGACGUGCCUCCACAAGAUCGCGUGACGGGGCCGGAGCGUGGAUCAACUUCUUCCCCACCUCUCUGGCUGGCCCAGACGCCCCCACCACCUUCAACUUCUCCCAUCUCAUAGUGCUGACUGAUGCUGAUCUCUUCUACCACCCGCACCACGCCUCAGAGGCCCCGGACUGCAGCCCUGACCAGUUCAAGUGUCUGACCGGCGGCUGCUUCUCCAUGGACGAGCGAUGCAAUGGGGAGUUCUUCUGCUCAGACCACUCUGACGAGGCAGGAUGUCCUGUUGAGGUGGAUCCCAUGAAAGAUUUCCGCCUGUACCGUCUGAGUCGCCUGAAUCGCUUCUAUGAUCCCAUCGACGGUGACUGGGCGUGGCAGGAUGUGCGGGGCCUGGGUUCGGAGAUCCAGGUGUUCCCGAUCCCCAAGCGGCCGCAGACGUGGGUUGUCUCCAUGUUCGCCGUCGGGAAGGAGCUGGGUCUUGGCGUCAUGCAGGAGAAGAUACAGUUUGACUCCGCGGGGCCGUUCAUGAUCACGUUAGAAGGUCCCUCGGUGGCGCGCCAGUGGGAGCAGGUGGGGCUGCGGGCGUGUGUGUUCAAUUUCCACCACAGCAAGGUGGGCGUGCUGUUGACGCUGCCGGAGUCCCCAGACUACCGCUCCGUGCUGGUGGAAGAGGACGGCGUCGUCACUUCAUACAAGCCUCGCACUGCCACGGGGGAGCGACAGCACAUCGUCUGGCUGGAUGCCGGGGAAUCGCGUGACGUGCACAUCCCCAUCGUGUUCACGCGCAAGGGUACGGUGGAGGUGGAGGUGAUCGGCUCCACCAUGAUGCAGAAGGACUCGGACAGUGUGGUGAUUGAGGUGAACGCUGAGGGCGUGUCCAUCGGCAAGCACACCUCCAUCCUGCUGGAUCUCAAGAAUCGGGCGCUGGUGUACGAGUUCCUGGAUAUUCAACUGGACGAGGUGCCGGAGAUCCCUUACUCCCUAGACCGCCGAUACAUCUAUGACACUCCCGCCGGCCACAUCUCAAUCACUGGGGACGUUGUGGGCCCGGCAUUCCCUGAGGUGCCCGUGAACAGCGCCUCCCUCCUUGGUCUGGAGAUGACGGGAGCCGAGACCGCUGCUUAUAAUUUCGCCGCUAAUCUCUGGACGCUCCACUACCUGCGCCUCACCAACCAGCUGCAGUCUUCGCUGACCUACCGGGUUUUGACGGCGGUGAAUGUGGAGUACGCCGCCAUAGCUCGCUAUCAGGACGAGAAAGGCGCCUUCAAGAUGUGGCCCGACUCUGAGCCCAGCGUGUGGCUCACUGCCUACAUCUUGCGCACACUGUGGCUCGCUAACUUUCAGGACUGGGAGAACCUUAUCUACAUCGACCCUUCAGUGGUGAACCAGGCGACGGCGUGGAUGCUGGAGUACCAGAUUCACAAUGGCGCCUUCAUCGAGACCCCUAACUACACACAUCCACUGGACUCCAAGACCAAUCCACCGGUGAGGCCACAAUCCUUACAGUCUCACUUUAACGUGCCUCUCACUGCUCAGGUGGUGCUGACGCUGGUGGCGGUGCUGCCCUCUGUGAAGGGGAACACGCGGGCACGAGUCAACAUCGCCAAGGCCAACGCCAUCCGCUAUCUGGAGCAGGAGCAGGGACGCAUCACUGACCCUUACGAAAUGGCGCUGGUGGCGUGGGCGCUCACCAAGGCAGAUUCGUCCAAAAAAGAGAGUGCUUUCAGUCGUCUCCACAACAUGAAGAGAGAACACGGCAACAAAAUCUACUGGUCCCGAGAGCCUAUUUCCUUCAACAAUUUGGUGUACGAGGAUAACCAGAGGCCUUUCAUGCUGCCGAAGGACGACCAGAAGUGGGACGCACACGCCGUCGAGACCACCUCCUACGCCUUGUUGGUCUACGUGGCUCGCGACGGCAUCGGCAUUCUGCAGGAAAACAUCGUGCGCUUCCUGGCCGUUAUGCGGGAGCUGGACGGCGGCCUCAUCUCUACCUUGGACAGCGUGAUGGCGAUGGAGGCUCUGGUGGAGUACUCGUACAGGGCGCGUCUCAGAGACGUGACGGACAUGCGGAUCACCAUCGAACACUCCUCUGACCCGAACUUCACUGUGGACGUGCAGAUUGACAACACCCAGCGUCUGGCGGAACUCAGAUCCUUUGAUCUGAACAACAUCUACGGGCACAUCAGCGUGGUGGGGCACGGGUCAGGACAGGCGCUGGUGCAGCUCGACUACAGUUACGGUGUGGACUUGGCGCAUCAGCUGGACUUCCCUCCUGUGAAUUCCUUCGAGUUCAGUGUCUACUCGCAGUUUUAUGGACGGAACAACUCUCACCUUCGUUUCACUGCCUGUCAGAGGUGGACCUAUACGGAGGAGUCCGAGACGAGCGGCGUGGCGGUGGUCGAGAUGCACCUCCCCUCAGGCUAUUAUGUGAUGCAGGACGACCUCAUCCGCCUGGUACAGUCCCGCCAAGUGAGAAACCUUCGCUGGGCCUACCGCACCACCACACAAGUCAAGUUCUUCUUCAACCACCUUGACACCGAGGAGACCUGUGUGUCCUACGAGGUGGAGCGCUGGCACCCCGUAGCCAACCACUCCCGCUAUAACAUGGCUAGAGUGUACGACCUCUAUCAGCCAGAGCGCUUCAACAUGACGCUGAUGGAGGUGUACCCGCUCUACGAUCUCGACCUGUGCGAGGUGUGCGGCUCUUACCAGUGCCCAUACUGCCCCUUCUACAGCAACGCGCCGCCCCAGUCACCGCCAACCCUUCUGGUCCUGCUGCUCCUAGUGCUGGCGCUGUUCCUCAGGUCAGCGACGGACGGUGACUUCUGAUUAUGUCAGAAAGAAGGUGGAGAAAGAGGAAGCAGUUUUGUGACUUGUGCCAACGAAGUAAAG
This is a messenger RNA of Portunus trituberculatus (swimming crab), 5324 nucleotides long. Its product is annotated as CD109 antigen-like. The transcript is spliced from 32 exons. The record is from RefSeq and is a predicted model, not a curated record. Gene Ontology annotation, molecular function: endopeptidase inhibitor activity; protein binding. Gene Ontology annotation, cellular component: extracellular region. Bases 387 to 5261 code for a protein of 1624 amino acids. NCBI's taxonomy places the organism in Eukaryota, Metazoa, Arthropoda, Malacostraca, Decapoda, Portunidae.